CGGAAUUCUAAACUCUUCUCAGUUCCUUCCCGCAGCCCUGGAUGAGUUGCUCAGAUUAAGCGACCGAGUCCAUCAAUACUCCACGGAACUCGACGGCAAGAGGAUCUAUCACGGCUGCGAUAAGAAGAAGACGUCUUUACAGAAGUGCGCCAAAUGCUCACUGUUUUGGUACUGCAACAAGUCUUGCCAGGCCAAUGGCUGGAAUGGUAGAGGCCACAAGCGUGAUUGUAAGCUCGUCAGGGAUAAUGACGUGCACGCAAUGUUUCUCAUGGACUGGGACCAUUUCGAAGACUUUGUCAAGUUUCCUCUCCAUGACACAGCAAAAUCUGAAGCCAUAUCCCCGGAAGCGGACGAAGCUGAUCCAGCUAUCUGUGGUGACGAUUACUCCGCUGGGACUGGAGUUGAUGCUAUGAAGACAGCUGGGGACAAUAAGCAGGGGAAGGAGGGAAAUUACUCUCUAGAAUUAGAGGACCUCCUCAAAGAUAUCGAUUUCAAUUCCACGACUGACUCAGGACCAACGCAUCAGAUAGAGGACUUGAAGAAUUGGCCCCUUGAGGGCAAGACGCCGGAGAAAGAGCACAAACAUUCCGACGCUGAUCAGAAAGCGAGAGAGCUCGAGGGAAUUCAGAGGCGUAUCGAGCGACAGGCUGCCCGGGAGAAAGCAAUGGCACGAGCAAAAGAAGCUAUGCAUAAGAUGACCAAUUCCGCGGAGCCAUCGGCGAGCGGACCAGAGAAGGACUUUCCAAACGACCCAACGAAGCAACAAGGCUCCCAGAAAACGGGCGCGGCCGGCGAUAGUACCCUCGUUCAGCGAUGCAUCCAGUCAGCCAUCCCUUCCAUUGCUGCAACCACCGGGACCGAUAUUCUCGAGACGAUCAACCUUGAUCUCCUCAAUGAGCAUUUCGAUUUGAAUAUUGACCUCUCUGAUGCCUGGCAGCGUCUUCUCAAACCUGGGGCGAUAGCUGAAAACAUUAAAGCAUAUCUAGAAGAAUGCGCCACAGAUCCAUAUGCAUGGAAUAUUCUGAAAAGAGAGGGCCAUUUCAAACUCAAUCUAUGGAGGGUCACUCGAGCCUAUGGGGAAGACGGGAACCGGAGGAAUACAAAUCGCGAAUAUCUUAUAGCCAUUCUUGAGACUCUGCGCAAAAUCCUCGAGAAGGACGUGGAGUGGGAGAUCGUCCCCGAUCGCGUGCCCAGAGCUGUGAUGAGAAUGGCGAUUGCAGUAGCUAAGGAAGGCCCCAAUCCGCCUGGGAUCGAUGUGGGGGACGAAGACUUCCAGAUAGGCUCAAGCGAGCCUGUAACUUGCACGUGACUUUCUUACUUGGAACAGUUAGCGUAACUUUUAGCAAGUGCGUCAAUGUAGGAACCAAUUUCCAAGGGUUUUGCUGCCAACUCCUCAACAUCUACCCCACUUUAAGGCGAGAUAUGAGGAGCGACCUAACAAACUGCUAUAUCCUGAUCUAGGCAAGGAUUUGGAGUCGAAUGUUCUGCUAGCC
Molecule: messenger RNA, 1493 nt
Organism: Hyaloscypha bicolor E
Lineage: Eukaryota; Fungi; Ascomycota; Leotiomycetes; Helotiales; Hyaloscyphaceae
Exons: 2
Coding region: 260-1309 (349 amino acids)
Source: RefSeq, a predicted model, not a curated record